Molecule: messenger RNA, 912 nt
Organism: Penicillium antarcticum
Lineage: Eukaryota; Fungi; Ascomycota; Eurotiomycetes; Eurotiales; Aspergillaceae
Exons: 2
Coding region: 1-912 (303 amino acids)
Molecular function (GO): protein binding
Source: RefSeq, a predicted model, not a curated record
AUGGCACCAGUCACGAGAAGAGCGGCUAGGAAGGCCUUCACUCCUUCAAUCUCGACUCCUCCAGUUUUGGAAAUACCCGAGGUUCUAGAAAUGAUUCUGCUUCAGAUAGAUAUGCGCACUCUUCUAAUAUCUUGCCAACGUGUCUGUCGAGAUUGGCGUGAUCUAAUCACUAAGUCACUAUCGAUUCAAAAACCCCUCUUCUUCACUCCAAUCAAAGAAUCCGAAUGGGGCAUGGGAGAAAAGCUACCCAAUCUGCUGCUAGCAGAGAUGUUCCCUGCUAUUUUUCCUGCCGAGGGCGAGCCACGCAAGCGCGACUUUCUUUUUUCCGAUUGCGUGAUGACCAAAGAUCCCGCAAGUUUGGAUCGGUUCGUCCAGAAAGAUGCUAGCUGGCGCAGGAUGCUCGUGCAACAGCCUCCUAUUUUAGAGCUUGGCCUUUUCCAUAUUGAUUCCGCUAGGGGUGGCGAUAGCGCUCUCUGCGUUAUUAUACCCGCGAAUCUUAUGAAGCAAAAAAAUAGAGACGAGGGCCUUCGAAUGGGAAGACUCUUCGGGAUCUUGCUAUUCGAUUCGCCUAUUCGAGUUGGAAAGUUCAAGAGUGCACGUCUAUAUUGGUUACUAGAUGAGCCGAUUGAUUUCCAUUCAAGACAAGAAUCAAAUAAAGAUGCAUUUCAUCAAAUGCUUGGUCAAGUGGGUCUGGUUCUACAUACCAAGCAAAUAAUCCAGUGCGCGAUGGGUUUCGGGCGUGGAUUUAGUGGCGUUAAGACGACUAAGAUGAAAAUUAUUGCGGCCUAUCGAGAGCAUGGCUUGGACGUUGAUUCCCAAGCAGAGGAGAUGAAAGCCCGCAGAAGGUCGGCGGAAGAAAUAGAACUGUCAGAUAUAGAUUCUGAUGAAGCCGACUCGGAAGACCUUGAUUAG